GUAGGAUGCCUGCUUUUGAACAUAUUCAUUUCUACACCAGUAAAAUGGUGUUUUUGCCUGAAGACAUACUGGAAUAUGAAUGUGCGGAUGGAUACCAAACUGUAAAUAAAAUCUCAAGGCGUCACACAAUAUGUAGCAUAAAUGGAUGGACUCCAGAGCCCCAAUGUUUUGCAAUAGAAUGUGAGAUGCUGAUGCUGCCCCAUGGAGAGGUUUUCCCCAAGGAGGACAAAUAUCUUAAUGGAGACGUUGUGACAUUUUCCUGUGCAAAACGUUACACCAGAGUAGGACCUGACUCUGCUCAGUGCUAUUACUUUGGAUGGUCCCCAGCACCUCUGACAUGUAAAGUGGAAAUCAAAGCUUGUGGGAGACCACCCAGCAUUACGAAUGGGAAUAUUAUCAGUGAACUUCACAAGAAAUAUCAGCAUGGUGACUCAGUGGAAUAUGACUGCAACCUCAGAUUUAAAAUGAUCGGAUCAGAGAGUAUAGAAUGUGUUGAUGGAGAAUGGUCAUCUUCACCCUUUUGCAUUGAAGAGGAAAAAACUUGUCUACCACCCUCCAAUAUUGCCAGAGGGAGUGCCUUCAGUGUAAACCAGAACUGAUAUUUUCAUGGUGAUGCUGUGGAGUAUGGCUGUGAAGGAAACAUUGAAAUUGUUGGGACAAAUAUCAUAAAAUGUCUUAGUGGAGAAUGGACAUCUUUACCUUCAUGUGCUGAUCCAUCUGUGAAAUGUGCACUUCCAAGGAAUCUUGAGAAUAUCAGAUUUUUAUCAGUUUACAAUUUUCAAAAGAGUUUCUAUCACAAAGAUGUUGUAAAAUACAGAUGUAAUUCAGAUGUCAAACUUAAACAAACAGUCUGUGAAUAUGGGAAAUGGUCACCCAAGCCAGAAUGCAUUGAGAAUAAAAGAAAAUGCACACCUCCCCCUCAGCUACCAGGAGCCUCCAAGAUAACAGAGAAAAGAAGUUAUGAGACUGGUGAAAAAAUAACUUUUACGUGUCUGGAAAAUUUCAAGCUUCAUGGAGUGAAAGAAAUAAUGUGUGAAGGUGGGAAGUGGCAGUCACCACCACACUGUGUUGAAGAAAAAUCAUGUUUGCAACCAUAUCCCAUAGAAAAUGGUGAGAUUAAGUCUAGAAAAUCGAAGCUUAAGAAUGGAGAAACCAGGACCAGUGACUUAUCCGAAUGGUGCGACAUUAAAGUACAGCUGUAAUGCGGGCUUCAUGUUAAGAGGCCCAUCAGAAAUAACCUGUAAUAUGGAAAAAUGGACUUCACCACCUGCCUGUAUUGAUGCAACAUGUGGAGAUCCACCUGCAGUUGCCAAUGCUGAGAUCAUAGACCAUAGAGACAGAAGAUAUUGGCCUGCUGAAAGAGUGCAGUGUCAGUGUCAUGAAGGUUUUGAAAGUCAUGGACCAAAUGAUGUCACCUGUAUAAACAAGGAAUGGUCACAACCUCCAACUUGCGAAGAUAUGAUGUGUGGACCUCCACCUGCACUUACUAAUGGUCAGAUUCUAGGGUAUAGAAACCAAAAGUAUUUGCCUGGUGAGAGAGUGCGCUAUCGAUGUCAACAAGGGCUGAGCCUCAUUGGGUCACAGACAGUGACAUGUCAGAAGAAAAAAUGGUCAGAAUCACCAGAGUGCAGAGAGGCUGGUGGAAAGUGUGGGCCUCCACCAAGAAUUGAUAAUGGAGACAUUGUUUCAUUCCCAUUAAAACAAUAUGUACUAAAUUCAACAGUGGAUUACAAAUGCAAAAGUUUGCAUAUAUUGGAGGGACCUCAAAGUGUUAGAUGUGACUCUGGACAAUGGACAGACCCACCGGUUUGCUUAGAGCCUUGUACUAUAACCCCAGAGGAUAUGGAGAGGAACAAAAUACAGCUGAGACGGCCUUAUGAAAAAAAAUUCUAUGUUUUAUCAGGGGUCUUUGUUCAAUUUGUGUGUAGAUGGGGAUAUAAAUUGGAUCCAACAUCUUCUGGACUUAGGGUACAAUGUUUAGAGGGGAGUCUGGUAUACCCUAAAUGUAAACACAGGAAUAAGUAAUCUUUAGUUUAACCACAAUAUUGAUGACUUGUCCACUAAGCCAAUUAUUUAUUUAUUUAUUUUUAUUGAGGAUGUCUAAGGGUGUGUAAAAUACAAUCAAUACAUGACAUGGUGACUGAACAGAAUGAAAUGUAAUAUUCUCUGAAAUUCUAAUGUAUAAAGUGAGAUUUCUGCCUUGUUCACAAGAUAAAAGCUGCUGCUUAAUAUCACAGAGUGUUGAAUAUUCCAGUAGAAAUAUGCAAGUUGUUAUUAAGAAAUUAAAAACAUGAGACCAGAUCCCCAGCUGGGAUAAAUCAGUGUAACUCUGUUAAUUUGGAGAGGUUAUUUUGGUAAUGGUGUUUUAAAUGGAGAAGGAACAGGGAAACUUGGAUACUUUAAUCCAAAAAUAUGUUUUAAGUGUCCUCUAAUGACAUUAAGAGAUUUUUCUUGGCACCCAACCCUGUGCCAAGAAUUAUUCACAUGACAGUCUCCCGCCUCAUGCUUCAUACUGGCUCUUUGGCUCAAGCCCCAAGAGCAUUUGUUUGUAAAGUUUGUAUAUAACAGACAAGACUAUAGAGAAUUCUACAAUAAGGAAAUUGACAGUUUGUGGUUGAUAAUACUAUAUCUGGUCCCCUUCUGUGGGACAUUCUGGAAUUUUGAUUUUAAAAAAAUCAUUCUGUUUCAGAACAAAGAGUGAAAAUUUUCCAUGGAAGGGAUGUUCCAAAAACAUUUCAUUGACAAAGAAUUGAAGCAUUUAUUUUGAAAAUUUCAAAAAGAUAUUCCAUGGCAGAGAGCCCAAGUCUGAGGCUCCUGGUUCAGCCAUGUCUCUUAGGGCUUCCGGAUUCCUUGCCACAGAGCUAGCUCAGUCACUGAGAAGACCUGGGACUUUCUGUCAUGGAGCCAGGAGCCUGGGAGCUCUCAGGGCUACCAUUAGCUUCAAAAAUGUAUAUUUACAAAUAACUUUUUUACUUUCUAUUAUUUAUAUCUGAUCUCUGAUGGUUCCUGAGGAUGAAUGAAAAUAAGCAUCUAACUGUAUCUUUAACCAGCAUCUUAUGUUCAAUAUCCAUUAACCAGUUAUUUGUAAUAUUCACAGAUUAUCUCCUGGGUUUUUUUUGGCAUAUUUGCCUGGAUUGCAGUUUACAUGUAUUGGUUACACACUCAUUUAUUUAUGUCUUUGAUCAAAGGUACAUUUCUACAACUAAUUUCAAGUAAAGCAGGCAACUGGGUUUGGAUAAAAGAAGAUCUGAGCCAAAUCUUCACCCCAAACUCAAACCAAAGCCAAACCUUUUUUUGAUGCUUAAAACGAAAUCACAUAUGCUUCUGCACUUCCUAUUUUUGCUAAUAUGCUGGUAGAAGCAGCAGUAUUUCCCACCUGGCCAAAAGGAGGAAGUAUGGGAAAUCUCACUAGCAACGUUGAUCUUGUACCAGAAUGUUGGUUUUGUUCAGGAAAACAUUCAGACCUUUUUACCAUCACUGUUAAAACAGACUUUUGGGAAAAGAAAAUAAUUUAGUAGAUGCAACCACAAUGUAUUUUAACAGAAUUAUAUAGAAACGAUUGUUCCUUUUGGUUAAAGUUUAAACAUGCACAAUCUUAAUUUUCUUUUUUUAAAAUGAAAACAGUGUAUAAAACAUUUAGCAAUUAA
Molecule: messenger RNA, 3647 nt
Organism: Trachemys scripta elegans
Lineage: Eukaryota; Metazoa; Chordata; Testudines; Emydidae
Product: complement factor H-like
Exons: 11
Coding region: 1108-2025 (305 amino acids)
Source: RefSeq, a predicted model, not a curated record